This is a messenger RNA of Thelazia callipaeda (thelaziosis nematode), 879 nucleotides long. The record is from the annotation of a GenBank genome assembly. Lineage: Eukaryota; Metazoa; Nematoda; Chromadorea; Rhabditida; Thelaziidae.
AUGGGCAGGUCGCAAGAGUACUCAGAUUUCAAUUAUUCUCACUUUGAAAUAUGGAGAGGUCCAAUUGAACAAGUAAUUUAUGCGCCUUAUAACUAUACACACGUAUACAGCUUAGAGAUGAAAUAUUGGAAUCCUGUAAUGGUUCAAAUAUUCUUCUCCAAGCAUUGGACUACCUCAGUAUAUAUAGCCGUAAUUUAUGUAUGCAUAAUUCACGCACUGCAGCGUUAUCAACAGAACCGUAAGGCUUGUGAUCUACGUAUUCCAUUGUGUUUGUGGAAUGCAACUUUGUCAGUAUUCAGCUUGGUUGCUACUGUCAGGUUCGGUGAAGAAUUUUAUUAUACUCUGACCACGCGGCCUUUUGUUCAUUCAGUUUGCUAUUCCAUCUCUCCAUUCCAGCCAGCUGCCGCAUGGGCAUGCGCAUUUGCAGCAUCAAAAGUUGCAGAACUUGGUGAUACAGUCUUUUUGGUUAUGCGCAAAAAGCCGUUAAUAUUUUUACACUGGUACCAUCACGCAGUCGUACUUAUUUAUAGUUGGAAUUCCGCAUCCGAACUGACCGCUCCCGGCCGCUGGUUUAUAAUGAUGAAUUUCUCGGUGCACUCCAUCAUGUACACUUAUUAUUCUAUCACAGCAUUAGGUAUUCGGCCACCUAAAUUACUCUCCAUGUGCGUUACUGUGUUACAAACAUUUCAAAUGCUUGUUGGUGUCAUGAUCUCAAUAAUUGCUCUCAAUGAGAAACUCAAAAAUGCUAUUUGUCAGCAGUCAAUGGAUAAUCUCGCACUUGGCUUUGCUAUUUACUCAUCUUUUGCUGUUCUUUUCACACGUUAUUUCUUUGAUGCAUACGUAAAACCCAGGAAGUUAUUACAAAAAAAACAUGAUUAA